Molecule: messenger RNA, 3038 nt
Organism: Mastomys coucha (southern multimammate mouse)
Lineage: Eukaryota; Metazoa; Chordata; Mammalia; Rodentia; Muridae
Gene: Klf10
Product: Kruppel like factor 10
Exons: 4
Coding region: 136-1575 (479 amino acids)
Biological process (GO): regulation of transcription by RNA polymerase II
Molecular function (GO): RNA polymerase II cis-regulatory region sequence-specific DNA binding; DNA-binding transcription factor activity, RNA polymerase II-specific
Source: RefSeq, a predicted model, not a curated record
GCGGCUACCUGCACGGGGAGGGGGGCAGACAGCGCGGAGCGCGGUGGCGUCGACGUCUAGUGUCUCAGCGCUCCCGUCUGUGGUUUAGGCAGCCAGCAACCAGGCAGCUCGCGACCUGCGGCCGGGCAGCCAACCAUGCUUAACUUCGGCGCUUCUCUCCAGCAAGCUCCGGAGGGAAAAAUGGAACUAAUUUCUGAAAAGCCCAAAGAGGGAGCGCAUCCCUGGAACAAAGCUGAGCAGAGUGACUUUGAAGCCGUGGAAGCGCUCAUGUCCAUGAGCUGCGACUGGAAGUCUCAUUUCAAGAAAUACCUUGAAAACAGGCCUGUCACGCCAGUGUCUGAUACCUCUGAGGAUGAUAGCUUGCUUCCAGGGACACCUGACCUUCACACAGUCCCAGCAUUCUGUCUCACUCCACCUUACAGCCCCUCUGACUUCGAACCCUCCCAGGGGUCAAAUCUGACGGCACCAGCGCCAUCUACUGGUCACUUCAAAUCAUUCUCUGAUGCUGCCAAGCCUCUGGGUGCUGCUUCUUUCAAGGAGGAGGAAAAGAGUCCAUUAGCUGCUCCUCCCCUCCCUAAGGCUCAAGCCACCAGUGUCAUCCGUCACACAGCUGAUGCCCAACUGUGUAACCACCAGUCCUGCCCUGUGAAAGCAGCAAGCAUCCUCAACUAUCAGGACAGUUCUUUCCGGAAAAGAACCCACGUAAAUGUCGAGGCUACUCGAAAGAACAUACCCUGUGCUGCUGUGUCGCCAAACAGAUCCAAGCCUGAGCCCAGCCCAGUGUCAAAUGGUGAUGAGAAGGCAGGCGCUGCCCCGUAUGACUUUGCUGUGCCUUCCUCAGAGACAGUCAUUUGUAGGUCUCAGCCAGCUCCUACGUCCCCAGUGCAGAAGCCAGUACUGGUGUCCUCACCUACAGUAUCCACCGGGGGAGUGCCACCCCUGCCUGUCAUCUGCCAGAUGGUUCCCCUUCCUGCAAACAACCCUCUUGUCACCACAGUUGUCCCCAGCACUCCUCCCAGCCAGCCACCAGCUGUCUGCUCACCUGUGUUGUUCAUGGGCACUCAGGUGCCCAAGGGCACCGUCAUGUUUGUGGUACCCCAGCCCGUUGUGCAGAGCCCAAAGCCUCCAGUGGUGAGCCCCAAUGGCACCAGACUGUCUCCCAUUGCCCCUGCACCUGGAUUCUCUCCUUCAGCGGCCAGGGCCACUCCCCAGAUUGAUUCGUCCAGAGUAAGAAGUCACAUCUGUAACCACCCAGGAUGUGGCAAGACUUACUUUAAAAGUUCCCAUCUGAAGGCCCACGUGAGAACACACACAGGGGAAAAACCUUUCAGCUGUAGCUGGAAAGGCUGUGAAAGGAGGUUUGCUCGAUCCGACGAACUGUCCAGACACCGGCGGACACACACAGGUGAGAAGAAGUUUGCCUGUCCCAUGUGUGACCGUCGGUUCAUGAGGAGCGACCACUUAACCAAGCAUGCCCGACGUCACCUCUCUGCCAAGAAGCUGCCAAACUGGCAAAUGGAAGUUAGCAAGUUAAAUGACAUCACUCUGCCUCCAACCCCUGCCUCGGCACAGUGACAGCCGGAAGAUGGAGAUGCAGAAUAAACUUUGGUCAGAGUCAGGAGCCAGCGAUGGUGUCAAAUGCUUCUGCAAGUCUGUGGCCCUCCCACAGGGCCUAAAGCAGAAGCCCCUGGCCUGGGAGAGGCCCAGCUGGGUUAGAUGACAAGAAGUGCUUCAGCCACAGGCAGGUCACAGAGGGCAGGGCUCAUUUCUUACCACAUAAAGAGAGGAGAAGGCUUUCAUUCCUUUGUAGUCCGGAAAGUUUCGGCUGAAGUGAGCACAGCACAGGUUUUGAGUCACAUCCACACUGGGUACUUUGUUUUUGCCGUUUACACUUGAGACCAGCUUUGCAGUGUGAUUCUUUCAAAGCAUUGGUUUCAAGAAUAUAGAGGCUGGAAAUUACGGUACAGAAAUGGAGCUAGAAAAUGAGUUUGUCACACAGAGAUGUCACCUUCUCCUAGAGUUAUCUUGUUUCUUACUCCUAGUCUUUCCAGUCAACUCCGUGGGUGUUAACUAAGUAUACCUAAAGCUAUCAUUUUUUCCACUAUUGUUAGUAUUUGAAGUUGAACAGCUGUACAUUGCUAAAGGGGAGCCAAAGGAUUGGAACCCUCGUUAAUUUAAUUGCUUGGAAGUGCAGCUAAAAUUAUUUUUGGCAUUUUGUUUUGAAAGUUUAGGCAUUUUACUCUACUUUAGAUUUUAGUUUGCUUGCAGUUUUUUGUGUAGAUUUGAAAAUUGUAUACCAAUGUGUUUUCUGUAGACUUAAAAUACACUGCACUUUGUUUAGAAAAAAAUCUGGAGAUGAAAAUAUGUAUUGUAAAGAAGAGAUGUCAAGAAUUUGAGAUAACUCCUUGAGAAAGGUGGCUUUAUGUCAUCAGCAAAGGAUACUUACAUCAAACAUACACUGUGUUUUUUUCAAAUUAGAAAGUUAAUCACCAUUACAGACGGACAAUGUCCUUUUUUAUAGGAGCUUUUCAGGAUGUCAGAGUAGAUAGGUAGGAAAAUUUGUUCUUAGAACAUUCACUUCCACCUUGCAAAGGAUGUUCAUGGUUCUUAUCGCCGCAGUGUCUGGGCAUCUGGGAAACUCCGAGACUUUUUAGAGUGUCAUAAUGUGGUCACACCUGCAGUUUUGGGGAUUGAAUCCAGGGCCUUGCAUGCCUUCUGUGAGAGCUCCAUCACUGAGCUGCAUCCCCACCCACCAGAGCAGUGACUUUUGCUAACAGUAUUUCCUUUCUGUUGUAAAGUGGAUGGAUUGAUACAUUUGGUAGUAAAGGUAAAUUAUUCAAAAUCCACAGUGAAAAACCCACCAUACCGUCCCAUUUAAACCAUUUCCAUAUCUCGUAGGUUUCUGACAUGCAAACUUGAACCCUUGAAAAAAAGUUUUCUUAAAAAUUAUAAAAAAAAUCACGAGUUACAAUUUGCACAAUAUUUUUUGUUGUACUUUAUACCUUGUUUACAAUAAAGACUUUCCUUUGGUAUACACA